AAAAUCCAAGCGUCCAAGCCUCCCAUGCAAAGCAGGGAAUAAACAGUUAUGUACAUCGAGAUUAGAUAAAUAUAAGUACAAGUAACGCGAAUCACAAGUUGAGAGAAGAAGCCCUUGUUUUAUCUUCUCGACUUGUACUUCUAUUCACAACCUUUUAUUUAAAUCUCUCUAUCUUUAUUCUUUAGCUUUAGAGAUUCACAUUUUUCGCAUUUUUUAGCUUUUGUUUUGCCGCUUUAAUGGCGAGUUUGGUCUUAUCAGAAUGUGGCGUAAGACCACUGCCAAGAAUCUUUGCAAAGCCCAGAACUGGGUUCUCCAAGUUUGGAUCAUUUCAAGUUUCUAAAACUCACAGUUUUGCUUCUUCAUUAAACUUGUUAAAUGGGUUUAAUGACAGAAAGUGGUCGUUGAAUGUGAGUGUUCCAUUGAGGGGACAUGAGAUUUUGAGUGAAGAGAAAAUCAAUGGAUUUAGAGAUGCAGAAGAAGAAGAAGAAGAAGGUGGUAAUGAGUUUGACCCUGGUGCGCCUCCUCCUUUUAAAUUAUCCGAUGUUAGAGCAGCUAUUCCUAAGCAUUGUUGGGUUAAAAAUCCAUGGAGAUCAAUGAGCUAUGUUGUGAGGGAUGUUGCUGUGGUUUUUGGCUUGGCUGCCGUUGCUGCUUACUUCAAUAAUUGGGUUGUUUGGCCUCUUUAUUGGAUGGCCCAGGGAACAAUGUUCUGGGCUCUCUUUGUUCUUGGCCAUGAUUGUGGUCAUGGUAGCUUCUCAAAUAACCCAAAACUGAACAGUGUUGUGGGUCAUCUCCUCCAUUCUUCAAUUCUCGUUCCUUAUCAUGGAUGGAGAAUUAGUCAUAGAACUCAUCACCAAAACCAUGGACAUGUUGAAAACGAUGAAUCAUGGCAUCCAUUGUCCGAGAAAAUUUACAAGAGUUUGGAUGAUGCAACAAGAAUGUUGAGGUUCACCUUGCCUUUUCCUAUGCUUGCUUUCCCUAUCUAUCUGUGGGCUAGAACUCCUGGAAAGAAAGGGUCUCAUUUUCACCCAGAAAGUGAUUUGUUUGUGCCAAGUGAACGGAGAGAUAUCAUCACUUCCACUGCUUGUUGGACAGCAAUGGCUGCACUGCUUGUUGGUUUAUCCUUCACCAUGGGUCCUCUCCAGAUGCUCAAGCUCUAUUUCAUUCCAUACUGGAUAUUCGUCAUGUGGUUGGAUUUAGUAACUUAUCUGCAUCACCAUGGCCACGACGACAAGCUUCCUUGGUACCGUGGAAAUGAAUGGAGUUAUCUGAGAGGAGGGCUUACAACAGUUGAUCAAGAUUAUGGCUGGAUUAAUAACAUUCACCACGAUAUAGGGACCCAUGUGAUUCAUCAUCUCUUCCCUCAAAUCCCACACUACCACUUGAUAGAAGCAACUGAAGCAGCUAAACCUGUGCUUGGGAAGUACUACAGAGAGCCAAAGAAAUCUGGACCCCUGCCGUUUCACUUGUUGGGAAGCCUCAUAAGAAGCUUAAAACGGGAUCACUAUGUUAGUGACACUGGGGAUGUUGUCUAUUAUCAAAAGAACCCUAAAUUACAUGGACCAAAGACACAAGAAUGAAAUCCUAUCUGAAUUAUUUCAAUUUAACUUCUGACGAUUAUCUCACUCUGUAUCACCACAGAUAGAUAGCCAUUCUGCCCCAAAUAUGUUUUCUUCCUGAUGUAUUAGAAAACAGCUCCAUUGAAUGGUUGUAUCAUAUUACGUUGUCACGUGGGCAAAAAGGUUUUUGCCUUGUGAUGUUAGUGAAAGAAAAAUCUGCCAUUUGAGA
This is a messenger RNA of Mangifera indica (mango), 1785 nucleotides long. Its product is annotated as omega-3 fatty acid desaturase, chloroplastic. The coding region runs from base 237 to 1577 and encodes 446 amino acids. Gene Ontology annotation, biological process: lipid metabolic process. The transcript has 8 exons. The record is from RefSeq and is a predicted model, not a curated record. Gene Ontology annotation, molecular function: oxidoreductase activity, acting on paired donors, with oxidation of a pair of donors resulting in the reduction of molecular oxygen to two molecules of water. Lineage: Eukaryota; Viridiplantae; Streptophyta; Magnoliopsida; Sapindales; Anacardiaceae.